AUGCCGGUUUCCGAAGACCGGCCGUCAUUCCUUAUUGAGGCUUGGACUCUCUACGGCAUUGGUACCUCCAUCAUCUUCGCCCGAUUUGCAGUGCGUUUCAAGACAGUCGGAUUUCGCGGAUUACAGGGCGAUGAUUUCUUCUCCGCUCUGGUACUGCUCUUCUACACAGUAGAUGCCUUUACCGUGCAUAUGAUCUAUUAUUUAGGCACGAAUAUCGAAGGCGGAGUCGCAGCGCAGAACCACACCUUGACCGCGGACGAGCUCGACCAAUAUAUCAAGGGUUCCAAACUGCAACUUGCAGCCUGGUAUGCCUACACGGCAUUGAUUUGGUGCCUCAAGGGUACAAUGUUGUGCUUCUUUUCUCGCAUGACGAUCGGUACAUGGCACAACGUGUUCGUCAAAUCAGUCUCUAUCAUUUCUGCCGUCUCUUAUGCCGCUGUCUUCCUUACAAUUACCUUUGGAUGUUUUCCAUAUCAACAUAACUGGCAGGUUCUGCCACAGCCCCCAUCAAAAUGUACCCUGAAGAUGCAGAACUUCUUGGUCACUACUGUACUCAACGUCUUGACUGACGCUCUAAUUCUUUGUAUUCCUCUGCCUCUUCUUUGGACACUCCAAGUUCCCUUGCGCAAGAAAUUUGUCAUCGGACUUCUUCUGUCCUCUGGCGCCUUCGUAAUUGCAGCAGCCAUCACUCGCGUCGUCCUCACCCUGUCCGCAAAUCCUUCUGCUCUUACGAUCAACUCAUGGGGUGUACGCGAGACAAUCGUCGGAAUCCUCACUGUCAACAUCCCGAUCCUCCGACCACUAUUCACAAAAGCUUUCUGGACGGGCCAGUCGUUAACUGAAAUCAGUUCCUCGUAUCGAGCAACAGGUCGAUCCAGGGGUACUCGUGCCGACGCGACGACAGACUUGGGCCCCUACGAGCUUACACCAAGCAUCAACGAGGGAGGCAAGCCGAGUGAUAGGGGAAGCCAGGAAUCCAUCGUUCCAAAGCACGUGAAAUUGGCUGAUAUUGUUGUCUCGAAGUCGUACAAUGUCUCACACGACAAUCGUACUGACAACGGGUCCUGGUACGGUGAUCGCAACGGAGCGUCCAAAGCGUCUGUGCAUGCCGACUCAUCUGUAUAA
Molecule: messenger RNA, 1125 nt
Organism: Fusarium coffeatum
Lineage: Eukaryota; Fungi; Ascomycota; Sordariomycetes; Hypocreales; Nectriaceae
Exons: 8
Coding region: 1-1125 (374 amino acids)
Source: RefSeq, a predicted model, not a curated record